AUGGCUGAUAAGGCUUACACUCAUUUUGAAUUUGACCCUAUCUGGAAGCUUUGUUACGACAAAAUUUUCAGACCAGAAAGGUUCGAGCUUGUUAAAGAGCUAUCAGAAUUGGACAUAGACUCAGACAACUUUGAGCGAAUGGAAGUAAAACAAAAAAUGAUGGAAAGAUUUGAGAAUCUUCAUACUUUUCCAGAGAAUUCUAAGGAGAUCUUUAAAAAUGAGCUAAAGAACGAAUCAAUGGCUGAUGUGCUAGAAAAUGCAUAUUUCGUGCAGCAAUAUAACUUAGUCACUAAAGUUGCUAUACUUAAGCUCUGAUUGCCCCCAACAGUAAUCAUGUUUACUACAAGAUUAAUUUACCCAGCUUUGUUUAAAAGAAGAAUGAAACCAUUUUUCGGUUUAAUCUCAUUUGGAUGAGGAGCUUUAUCAAUAUAUAUCUUAUAUGUAAACAAGGUAUAUAUGGAACCAAUGAGGCAGAAUUUACUUCUCAAAUACAGUAAAGAACUAAAAGUAUACGAUCCGAAUAUCAAGCUUCCCCAAAAAAAACUUGCUGAUCCAAAGGAAGAUUAGAAUUC
This is a messenger RNA of Moneuplotes crassus, 572 nucleotides long. Lineage: Eukaryota; Ciliophora; Spirotrichea; Euplotida; Euplotidae. The record is from the annotation of a GenBank genome assembly.